Molecule: messenger RNA, 6800 nt
Organism: Liolophura sinensis
Lineage: Eukaryota; Metazoa; Mollusca; Polyplacophora; Chitonida; Chitonidae
Product: transcription initiation factor TFIID subunit 1-like
Exons: 43
Coding region: 441-6248 (1935 amino acids)
Biological process (GO): RNA polymerase II preinitiation complex assembly; transcription by RNA polymerase II
Cellular component (GO): transcription factor TFIID complex
Molecular function (GO): histone acetyltransferase activity; TBP-class protein binding; RNA polymerase II general transcription initiation factor activity
Source: RefSeq, a predicted model, not a curated record
GGCAUUUUACACAAGAUAAUUCUGUUUGAAUGAUACUAGCAAUGUUUUUUGAGAGAAAUAAACUAUAAUGAGUAAUGGGUUGGAGAUUGUUUACCUUGCUGAAAGGUGUUACCUAACCAGCAACAACAAAGAAAAAGAUCAUGUGGUCGGGUACAGGUGGAGCUUAGGCCCCUGGCCUCAGAUGCAGUGCGGUAGAACAGUGGGAUGAUGAUCUUCGAGGUGAGGCCGCUGAAAUUGUAGCGCAUAUUUGUGGAGGUCUGUACUUAUACAGGAGACACUCUAAAAGUGUCCGAGGAGCAAGGUGGCAGAACUCUGGCACUACUCCAAGAAAUGUUGUCUAUAUAGUAUCAUGGACUAUAGCAUGGUACCAUCCCUGUUGUACCCCCCUGACUGAUAAUUGGAUAGAUCAGAGCACUUGGGACAAGCCUUAGCCAAUCAGAAUGGACAGCGAGGAUGAACAUGAGGGGGAUCACCCCUCCACUGAGGCCUCUCUCACAGGCUUUCUGUUUGGAAACAUUGAUGAGAAGGGAGAGCUGGAAGAGGACUUCUUGGAUGAGGAAUCUAAGCGUCAUCUGGGGGGUCUGACAACACUGGGUAUUGGUUCCAUGGUUAAGGAGAUUACAGAAGACCGAGGCUCUGAUGAUGACCAAGGAAGCUUUGCCGAUGACAAAUCUAUGCUCUCGUUUGACUAUGGGAGCAAGUCCGAAACAGCGGUGGACUACUCUGAUAUCACAGAGACAGUGGAGGAUGACACAGAGGACAGGAAAAUACGAGAUUUCAUGUCCACUGUUAGUCUGCCCAGACAUGAUGAUGAUGAUGAGGAUUAUGACCAGGAACCCCAGGCUGACACCAAACUCAUGCCGCCACCCUCAUGGCUGCCGCCCCGGUCCACCGGGCCUGGGCACAUUGGGGCUGGGGGGGAUGUUGUGAAAACUGAGGGAGCCCUCCAGACAGAAGCACAGGCUAGGGAGGCCGUACUGACUGGUAACGCUGAGGCCCAGAACCUCAACACCCCUCUGGCGGCAAUGUUACCCCCAGAGCUGAGGAAAGUGGAUGUCACAUCCUUGUUCCCGGAGUUCAAACCAGGCCAGGUGCUACGGUUCUCUCGGCUGUUUAAACCAGUUCACGUACCUCACCUGUAUAGACGACGAAAACGAAAGAAAAGUCCAGAAGAGGAGGCGACUAAAGAUGGUGUGAAAGAAGAGAAAAUAGUGAAGGAGGAUGAGAAAACUCCUAAAGAUGAAAGUAUGGAGCAGAAAGGUGGGGAAGGGGUGAACUCCAGUGGGACUGUAUCUGAAGAGGGUAUGGGGAUGACCAGCACCCCUAUUAAGAUGGAGGUGAGGGAGGGGGAGGAAGCUGACGACGAGAUGGAAGAAGAGGAGGAGGUGGUGCUGAAACUGAACAUGGGCAGGGAGGCUUUACCAGAGGAAUGUAUGCCUGAUGAUGAGUUAACAAUGUUAGAGUCUGUGGAGAAGACAACUGCAAGUGAUAAUCAAACCCCUAGUGGAGAUAACGACCAGAAAAUGAGGGUGGCGCCAUGGCGAUAUGGCCCCGCCCAGUUGUGGUAUGACAUGCUUGGAGUGGAUGAGACAGGCGAAGGAUUUGACUAUGGCUUUAAGCUGAAAUCUGAAAGAACAGAUGAGACUGAAGUGAAAGCUGAACCGGAAUCAGAAGAGGAAAAUCCAGACACGAAGAUUGACUUUCCAGAUGAAGCAUUUCAGAUGGUCACUCAGGUUCAGUGGGAAGAUGACAUCAUCUGGAACUCUGAAGACGCCAAACAGAAAGUGCUACAAUCUCAGAAGCUGAGGGCUGUGGCUGCUGGAUGGAUCCCCAGCACAAACUUCAGGACUGCCACACAGUUCAUUCAACAUGCCAGAGCACAGAGUGGCUUAGGUACACGAUCUACAAUGAAACAUGGAGGGUUCUUGAAAGAGAGCUCUGAUCUGAAGGAUGGUGUGUGGUAUUCUAUCUUUCCCAUUGAGAAUGAAGCCUUGGUCUAUGGCAACUGGGAAGAUGAUAUCAUCUGGGAUGCAGAGAAUAUGGACAGGAUCCCGUCCCCAAAGGUUCUUACCCUGGAUCCUAAUGAUGAGAACAUCAUCUUGGAGAUCCCUGAAGACCGGGAUCCCAAACAACAACCAGAACCUGCCAAGAAGGAAAAGGAAGUGAAGAAGUCUAAGAUCCUGUUGGGGAAGGCUGGUAUCCUGAAAGAAGAUGAAGAAAAAGAAGAUGAUGACACUUCCUCAGUACAGAGUAAGGACCCCUUCAAUCUGUCCAAUGAUGAGUAUUACAACCCCAAACUAACCACAGACACAGCACUGAGGACCAACAUAGGGGGUAGUCUGCAGCACUCCACCCCAAGUCUUGAGCUUCGUCAGCCGUUCUUCCCCACCCACAUGGGACCCAUGAAGCUGAGGAACUUCCACAGGGCACCGCUGAAGAAGUACUCGCAUGGGGCCUUGUCUCAGGCAGGACCCCACCCAGCUCUGCCCCUGCUCAAACAGAUCAAGAGAAAGGCCAAGAUGCGAGAACAGGAGCGUCAGGCGUACGGGGGAGGGGACAUGUUCUUUAUGAGAACUCCACAGGACCUAACAGCCAUGGACGGUGAGCUGAUCCUGGCUGAAUACUCGGAGGAAUAUCCGCCAAUCAUGAUGCAGGUUGGCAUGGCAACAAAGGUUAAAAACUAUUACAAGAGGAAACCUGGCAAGGAUAACAACCCUCCACAGUUUAACUAUGGGGAGUUAGCAUAUGCGCACACGUCGCCUUUCCUGGGGAAUCUGUACCCGGGGCAAUGCAUCCAGGCUUUUGAAAAUCACAUGUUUAGAGCCCCGAUCUUUGAACAUGAUCUCCCGUCAACAGACUUCCUCAUCAUUCGCACCAGACAGCACUUCUUCAUUAGAGAAGUUAAUAAUAUCUUCACUGUGGGUCAGCUGUGUCCAUUAUAUGAGGUCCCAGGACCAAACUCAAAGAGGGCCAACAACUUCAUUAGGGAUUUUCUUCAGGUAUUCAUCUAUAGGUUGUUUUGGAAAAGUAAAGAUAAUCCACGGCGUAUAAAGAUGGAUGAUAUUAAGAAGGCAUUUCCGUCCCAUUCAGAAAGCAGUAUUAGAAAGAGGCUGAAGCUGUGUGCUGACUUCAAGAGAACUGGUAUGGACUCUAACUGGUGGGUGCUGAAGCCAGACUUCAGAUUGCCCACCGAGGAGGAGAUGAGGGCGAUGGUCUCCCCUGAACAGUGUUGUGCCUACUAUAGUAUGCUGGCUGCAGAGCAGAGGCUGAAGGAUGCUGGGUAUGGGGAGAAGUCAUUAUUUGCUCCAGAGGAUGACAAUGAAGAAGAGACACAGAUGAAGAUAGAUGAUGAGGUGCGGACAGCUCCGUGGAAUACAACACGAGCUUAUAUCUCUGCCAUGAAGGGGAAGUGCCUGCUGUCUCUGACAGGUGUGGCUGAUCCCACAGGGUGUGGGGAGGGCUUCUCCUAUGUCAAGGUGCCCAACAAACCCCAGCCUAAGGAGGACAACAAAGACACCCCUGUGAAGAGAACCGUGACGGGAACAGAUGCCGAUCUCCGCAGGCUUAACCUCAGAGAUGCUAGAGGUUUCCUCAAGAAAUUUGGUGUGCCAGAGUCUGAGAUCAAGAAGUUGUCCAGGUGGGAAGUGAUUGAUGUGGUCAGAACUAUGUCCACAGAACAGGCUAAAGCUGGGCAGGAAGGAAUGAGCAAGUUUGCCCGAGGGAAUCGCUUCUCUGUAGCAGAACAUCAGGAGAGAUACAAGGAAGAGUGUCAGAGGAUAUUCGACCUUCAGAACAAAGUGCUGUCCUCUAAUGAAGUCCUCUCUACGGAUGAGGAUUCGAGUUCUGGUGAGGAUUCUGAGUUUGAAGAGAUGGGCAAAAACAUAGAAAACAUGCUGGCAAACAAGAAGACAAGUUCACAGUUGAGUUUAGAGAAGGAAGAAGCUGAGAGAAGAGAACUACAGAAGAUGUUGAUGGGAGAAGAUACGGGUAAAGACAAAGACAAAAAAGGAGGCAAAGGGGGAAUCCCUGUUAAGGAUGACGACGCACUGGCUCUCGGGGGAACGGGUGGCAAGAUUUUGAAGAUCACUCGAACAUUCAUGAACGAGAGUGGAAAAGUGUACACAAGGGUGGAGAUUGUGAGGAAGCCUGUUAUCAUUGACACCUAUGUGAGAAUCAGGCAGACAAAGGACCCUAACUUUAUAAAACAGUUUGCUACUCUGGAUGAGCAGCAAAAGGAAGAGAUGAAGAGAGAAAGGAGGAGGCUACAGGAGCAACUACGAAGAAUCAAACGGAACCAGGAAAGGGAAAAGUUUGCUCCACCUCCUCCAAAGAAAAAGAAGAAAAAAGAAACUCCAUCGGUAAAGUUAAAGUGUGGGGCAUGUGGUCAGAUUGGUCACAUGAGGACUAACAAGGAGUGCCCACUGUAUCACCGUGCCGGCCCAACCGCACCCGUCCAGGUAGCCAUGACAGAGGAGCAGGAAGAGGAAGAAGAGAUGGCCCUACCCACAGAGAACGAUCUCAUGAAUAUUGAUGGCACCAAAAUUAAACUCUCCAAGAGGGUCGUGGAACACCAUGAGAUGAUCCGCCGGCAGUCCUUGGUGCUGAAGUUCCCUAAACAGGCCAUGGAGACCAAGAGAAGGCGGCGAGCUGGCACUGUCAUACACUGUGACUACCUCAAGAGACCCAGUCAGUCCUCUAACCGCAGAAGAACUGACCCAGUGGUCACCCUGUCCAGUAUCUUUGAAGGCAUCCUGAAUGAGAUGCGGGAUCUGCCCAAUACUCAACCAUUCCUGUUUCCAGUCAAUGCUAAGGCUGUACCAGACUACUACAAGAUCGUGAAGGAACCUAUGGACCUCCAGACUCUCAGAGAGGGCCUUAGGAGUAAAAAGUAUAGAUCCAGAGAGGACUUCCUAUUGGAUGUAAAUCGGAUUGUUCAGAACAGUAAGAUAUAUAAUGGAGGGAAGCACCUGAUAACACUAGCAGCUCAGUCAAUGUUGGACAUGUGCCUGAAGAGAUUUGCUGAGAAAGAAGAAAAACUAAUGCGCUUGGAAAAAGCCAUUAACCCUCUGUUGGACGAUAAUGAUCAGGUGGCAUUCUCGUUCAUACUGGAGACAAUUCUCACAGAGAAGAUGAAGACUGUGGAAAAUUCUUGGCCGUUCCAUCAGCCUGUCAACAAGAAGUUUGUAAAGGACUAUUACACAUGUAUCAAACAGCCCAUGGAUCUGGGAACAUUACUGAAGAAUGUGUGCAGCCAUAAGUACCACACCCGUGAACAGUUCAUGGCAGAUGUGGAGCUGAUCUAUAAGAACUCCGCCCAGUACAAUGGGCCUGAUGGGGCUCUCACCCAGACGGCCAAGAGGAUUGUAGAUGUGUGCCGGGAGACCCUACAGGAGAACGAUGAGACAUUAACAACACUGGAGAAAGAUAUUAAGGCUGCCCAGGAGGCGGCCUUGGACGCCGUGGAAACGGACAGUGUCAUGACUGGCACCUCUCUCAACUAUGAUGAUAGCUUCUUAGGUAUGGACAAUGAGAGUCUGGGCAGCAUGUCCAAUGCUAACAUCACCAUCAAUGAAGGCACAGCUGAUGGCACUGGGGAGAAGGACUCGUUUGAACAACAGAGCAGCCGAUUGGAGGAUGUGGAGUCUGACUUUGUAGAUGUAGAAGCUUUUGAUGACAACGCCAUGGAUAUGACAUUCAGCCAAAGGAGGAGAGUUUCACAACAGCUGGAUAGCUCUGGGCAGGAUAAUGAUGAGCUGGCCAAAGAUCUGCAGAUUACUCCAGAAAACACAGACAAUGAGAAGGAAGAUGAUGACGUCUUAGGCAAGCUUAGUGAGAGCGGGGAGAGUGACAUGGAGGAACAAGAUGCGUCUGAGCAAAUGGACUUCCAAUCUGCCGUCAGUAACCUUAGCAUGGAUGAGACGUCCCAGGACUAUAAUAUGACUGACGAGCAGUCAUAUUAUGGCAGCGACGCGCCUCGUGCACCCUUCUCCAUUCCUGCUCCGGACCAGGAUGACGAGCAAAGCUUUGACCCCUCUGACUUCUUCAUGAACAGCUCAUUGGCUAACCAGGCCGCAGCAGAGGCCAAUCAGCUGCAGGAUGAGGAGGACAGUAAUGCUGUCGGGGGUGCAGACAUCAACAAUGACCUGCAGGUGUCCGAGUCAGAUGAGGAGAGCGAUAAUGACAUGGGUGCUGCUGGUGAUAACCAAUCAGACGAUGGCUUUGAUAUUGACGAGUUCCUUAAAGCCUGAUGGUUUUCAUUUACCAUAACAUUGGACAGGGAGUAGAUAGGGUCUGAUAUCAACAGUAUGAAAGUAUGCAUGUUGUAGGUAUUUGGAGUUGUAUUAAGGCCAGUUGUUCCAUUCUGUUGAGCACUGACUGUUAGGUCAGAUGUGUAACCACUGCCACAUUUCUCAUGCUUUAUCAUUAGCCUCACUGAAAGAUGAAUAAAUGAAUGUAUAAAGUGAAAAUUGACUUCAUAUUGGUGCAGAUUAUUGUAUUAAGCAUUGAUGUUUGAACUGAAAUGUACUUCUAGAUAGGAUUCCUAGUUUUCUUAGAGAUACCUAUUUAUGGACAGUGUGAGUAUGUGAAAUAUAUGCUCAGAAUGUAUUAUUUUUCAUGCAAGUCACAGUUGUUAUCCCCUGCUUAAGUUAGUCAGUUUUUGAGAAACGUUCUCAAGCAAUGAUAUCGAAUGGUAACGAUUUCAUGAUCGACUAGUGAUAAGUUAGUCGUCUUACGAGAAACGCUCUCAUGCACUGUCAGAUGUUAACCAUUUCAUGACCAGUGAGAUCUUGUACUGCUCU